AUGGAGCCGCUAAGUGCUGGUGCUGAGCCGGUUGACGAAACUGAUCAGGCUGGCACCUCCGUGGAGGGUCAAACCUGCGUCGUCUGCUCGCACACAGCCCAUGGGAUCCAUUUCGGCGUGCCGUCCUGCCGAGCAUGUGCGGCUUUUUUCCGGAGAUCCGUGGUGCUCGACCGCAAAUAUAGCUGCCGCCGGAUCAACGCCGAGUGCGAGAUCAGUUUAGAUGUCCGAUAUCUCUGCCGCUACUGCCGCUUCCAGAAAUGUGUUCGCGUGGGGAUGACGCCUGAGAACGUGCAAUGGAAUCGGGAUCGUAUGUCGAGCUCAAUCAAGACGGGGAAGAAGCCGAAGGACUCGGGGCCUGACACCGGCGAGAAUCAGCCAAAUGACGUGGAAUCUGACAAAUCGCCUAUCGACGUCGUGAGCGAUGGCUCGGAGACCGGCUCGCCUGAAGUCCCGGUAGCAAAGCAAAAAGACCGGGGUGACGCCGCAUUCUUUGCCCAACAAUUCAUCGAAGUGUCGCGGAUGGUGGAGAAGAUUAUGAACCAGACGCAACCAAUCGAGGUGAUUUCUCCAUUCCCAUUGACGGCGCUACAGCGGAUGGCCGUGGCCACCGAGCGCUUCCGGGAAUAUAUGCCCCGAGAGGGCGCCGUUCAGCUAGUGCACGAGAUCCACUGGUCGACCUGCGAGCAGGACUGGUUCCACCUGAUGCAGCGGGCGGCCAACUGGUACAUGCACAGCGAGGAAUUCUCACGGCUUCCUAGCGGGCAAAAGUUCCUUAUCUUCCGCUCAACUUGGUCAAAUUUUUUGCGAAUGGAAAAGGUGCUGGAGACAUUGCUGGUUUUGGGUGAAGAGUGUAUUGAAAAGAAGCUAUGCCUAGUCGGGCAGUACGUAACCACACCCGAUACAAAAUACAUCAUGGAGGACCGCGUGGGGAUCGACCCGAAUGAGUUUAUCAAGUAUAUCAAGUCCCAGAUCAACAACAUCUUUGCCGAUCUGGCCGUCCCGUUGAUGGUCAUCGCGCCCGAACCCCUUGAAUUUGUCUAUCUGCUCGCAAUGUCGGCAUGGAAUAUUGAUGGCCGUGGGGUAACGCCAGAGACGGUGCGCGUCGCCGACACCUACCGCGAGCGCAUCUCCGCCGAACUGCACGACUACUACGUACACUCUAAGGGCGUAUCCAACUAUGCGCAUCGUCUCAUCCAACUCCACGAGAUUAUCAUCAACAAUGAGAAAAUCCAGCAGGACCGCAGCCAGAUGAUGCACAUGAUGCGCAUCUUCGACGUGUUCAACUUUGAGAUACCGAACAAUUCGCUGUUUGAUAUUGACCGGAUG
Messenger RNA from Mesorhabditis spiculigera, 1326 nucleotides. The record is from the annotation of a GenBank genome assembly. Lineage: Eukaryota; Metazoa; Nematoda; Chromadorea; Rhabditida; Rhabditidae.